AUGGUAACUCUUCUUGGUACAAUGUUGCCUUACCUGACCGCGUGUUUGUUUGCCACCGUACUGGAAGAUUCCAUAACCACGAUGCGGAUCCUUGUUGAAUGCAACAACAGUCUACGCGUGACGAAAGCAAUGGCGGACAUGGAAGAAUUGCUAGCGGUGAAGUUCUCAGUGCCGCCCGCCCUCACGGUUGACCCACUGGCGAAGGUCGACCCGCGUGACCUCGGUCGGGCGGAGUACAAACUUCACAAGCUCGAGUCGGAUAGGAAACUCCUGAUUGAAGUGUUCACGUCCACGACGAAGCCAGGAAUCGCACAAACCGACGCGACCUUAACCGGCAAAUUCGCCAGCAGCGGGGUCCACGUUAAGACCGUCACUUACGAUACGGACGUUGCGAUAGAGAAGCUCAGGACGCAAGUGGAGGACGCCGCCCUAAACGCCGAGAUCCAGUCGCGCUACAUCGAGAACUGGCAGCGCUCGCGCACCGAGCAGCAUCGCAGGAACAUCUACGGCCAAGAGACGCCGCCGGCGGACGCGAUCGAAACAUACAAGCAGCGCUUCGACCACGAGCAGAGGGUGCACUCGGAAUUCGAGCUGCUGAACAACAUCAUUAUUAACGAGACGUUGGAGAAGGUGGAAAACUGGAUGAACAAAUACGACAAGGACAUGGAGGGAGUAGACCUGAAGAUUCAGAUCAUGAGAACCGAUUAUGAAACCACCUUGGAGAAGAGGUGGAUGCUCGAAAAUACGCUGGAGGGGCACGCGACGCUGAUGCAGGAUUGGCUGGCGUUCAAGGCGGAGCGCGAGAGGAUCAGGCAGUACCGCGAGCGGAUGACCAAGGCGGCGGUGAUGGUGCAGGCCUGGUGGCGGGGCCUGCUCGUCAGGCGCAAGCUCGGCCCCUACAAGGAGAAGCCCAAGAAGAAGCAGCCGCCGAAGAAG
Messenger RNA from Iphiclides podalirius (scarce swallowtail), 936 nucleotides. The record is from the annotation of a GenBank genome assembly. Lineage: Eukaryota; Metazoa; Arthropoda; Insecta; Lepidoptera; Papilionidae.